CAUUAGGCGGAUGGCGAAACAACUUUAAGCUGCACAAAUACUCAAAACAUAACUAGGAAUUUCAAGUGUUACACUACUUCUUUCUCCAAAAACAUUUUAUUGUAUUCUCGUUCGCCAUGGUUAAAGUGAUAACUCAGGAAACUUUUGAUGCAGUCGUCAAAGAGAAUGUUGAAGAGUUUGGUUUAGAAUUAGAAGAAGCAAGGAAAGAUGCCAUAAAACAGUUCAUAGCACAAGGUGUGGAUCUCACUAAUAUUGUCACCGAUGGACCUACCGAGGGAGACCAAAAUCACACGAUAGUUGUUGCUCUACAAAAUUUAUCCAAGUUGUUGGAGAAUGCUGCACCCGAUGAUGCUGAGGUGAUGACAUUUCUCAAGGAACUGGAAACCCAGUGCAACAUUGAUUUAGCACAUCGCAUCAUGGCAGAAAAGAAUGGGGCAUUUCCCAUAAUUGUUCAGUGUUUGAAGCGCUAUCAGAAUAAUUUGUCGUUGAAAGAGCAAUGUCUGAAAAGCAUGGCAUCUCUCAUACAGGGAUAUCCAGAUUUAGUAACUCAUGAAGGUAUCGAGCUACUCUGCAACCUUCUGGAAGAGGAUUCUUCGUUAACCACUGUCACUUUGGUGCUGAAUGUGCUGUGCCACAGUUGUAGGAUGCACGAAAAUAAUCGUGAAUCGUUUAUGGCUAACUUUAAACUGGCAGCUCGAAUUCGUAAGCUUCUCGAAUCCCCUCCUUCUCGCAACCAUGCCGAGGUGGUCGUUAAAUGCUGCCAGCUGAUUCGUGCUGUUGUGUCUGAUGAUGACGUCCGUGUCGAAUUUGGACGAGCGCAUGAAUACGCGUGCAUGAUAGCAGAACAAGAAAACGGACUAGAGCUGCUCACUUCGCUACUAACGGAGUUCCAAACGGAAAAGACGGUAAUCAACGAAUUGUUGCCGACUUUAUCGCGUUUGGCGGUUCGCAACGAAUUUUGCCAGCGUAUCGUUGAAUUAGGCGGCCUGCAGUUUGUGAUGGACGUCCUAGCCAAAUACUACGACGAUAAGGAGCUGGUAGAGAGCAGUUUCUUCCUGAUCAAGUCGCUAGCCGGUAACGACGAUGUGAAAAGAGAGGUCAGCAAGGGCAAUGCCGUCCCGUUGAUUGCCGCAGCGUUGGGUCGGCACAAGUGUGUUGCAGCCCUGGCAGAGAUGGGCUGUGCCGCUAUAGCGGCGUUAUGUCUUAGGACACCUGAUAACGCGGCCGCCUUUGUUGCGAAUGGUGUCGGACAGCUGGUGGUGGACAUUCUGAAAACUCACAAACUGAAAGUGGGCGUCGAGAGACAAGCGAGCAUGGCCAUCCGGAACAUCGUGUCGCGACGGAAAGACUUGACGACCGUCUUCCUAGAGGCUGGCGUUGAGGAAUUGCUCCAAACUGCGAUGAAACGCACUCAGCGCGCACCCACCGUCGAGAUAAAAGCCGCUUUGCGUGACUUGGGCUGUCACGUCCAGCUGCAGGAACAGUGGACCGGCAAAGGAACUGCCAUGACCAACUAAAA
Messenger RNA from Daphnia carinata, 1519 nucleotides. RefSeq names its product armadillo repeat-containing protein 6-like. NCBI's taxonomy places the organism in Eukaryota, Metazoa, Arthropoda, Branchiopoda, Diplostraca, Daphniidae. Gene Ontology annotation, biological process: hematopoietic progenitor cell differentiation. Bases 117 to 1517 code for a protein of 466 amino acids. The transcript is spliced from 8 exons. Gene Ontology annotation, molecular function: protein binding. The record is from RefSeq and is a predicted model, not a curated record.